AUGGAUGAAGGCCAACGUGACAAAGCGAAGAAGCCAGUCUUCACAAUCGAGCGAGGACACGCAUCUGGACACCAGGGCUGGCCACCAGGCAUGCGACCGCUUUCGGAUAUUCGAGAACUUACUGAGCCAAGUCUGGUCGAUGCUCUGGAGAAGAGGCCAACAGCAAGCAUCCACCGUCAACCCAGCAUCACUCGACAAAGUUCGCUCAGAAGAGGCCCCUCACUGAAGCGUGCUGGCUCGGUCAGGAUCAUUGAGCCCGUCGGAAGCUCCAGCUCUAGUUAUAAGGAUGAUUUGGUUGCAACCGAGUCGACGACCGACACACCAGAAAGCCUGCGCGAUGGCUCAAGUUUAUACAGCAUACCUAUUUCGAGCAUUCCCGCCCGACAGUCGUCGAACACUCGCGAUCAUCCUAGACAUUAUCGUAGUGCAACAUCUAGAUCGUCUCCGACGCCCCGUCAGCGAAAUAUGAGUCAAACGAUUCCGUAUCGUGGGCAAACGCAUUCUCCCGUCAAGCAGGUUAGAGCCCGCUUGGAUGCCGUCGGGUCAGAUACGUCAAGACGCACACCUUCCGGCACAUUUAUUCGAAACCCUGUUCCUCGAGAUAUCCUCGAGUUUCCUACCCAUCGCCAUCCCCGUAUCGGCGUUGAUCUACAAAUAGCGGCUCCUCUGUUCGUUGGUGGAGGGACUGUCGAGGGUUUCGUCAGAGUGAUUGUCGACGAAGCAGACAAGUCACGCAACAAGANNAAAAGCCUUACCCUUGGCAGAAUAGCAGUAGAUCUCAUUGGCACCGAGGAGACAUCGAGCAAUCGCAAGGCAAUCUUUCUGUCAUUGGGUACAGAACUGAUCGACUCGACUCACCCACCGCCUCGCAACAUGGUAGAACCACAAGACUUUCCAGACGCCGAUUGUUUCUGGUCUUUGAUACCUUCUUUCACAAGUUUGCCGUUCGUCGUCAGCCUGCCUCUGGAUACAGGGCCCCCUCCCUUUCACUCCAAGCAUGCUCGUAUCCGGUUUGUACUUUGUGCUACCAUCUUGAUCAAAGAUGGAGGCCGGCAGUACUUGGUUCGAUGCUCUGAAGACAUAUCUGUAUUGCCCACAUAUGACCCAGAGAAGGCCUUGAGAUCGCUCCCAAGUCCGCUGACCGCGUCCGAUGAGCAAUCCUUCUCACGAUCCGGACUCCUCGAGACAGCUAAGAUGACUGCAGGCCUACAUCGACAAGUCUGGGUGAGUGGUAGCAGCAUUUUUGUUGACAUACACAUCGCCAAUGGCACUCGUAAGACCAUAAAAAGGCUUGAUCUAAGCUUGGAAAGAGACAUAUUGUGCUACAGACAUGUAAGUCUCGCGAGUCACCGCCGUUUUACUACUCGUUCUAACCACCAUACAGNNGCGGCAGCAGCUACUUUGGAGCAGUCUGCCAGCCAAGCAAGGAUAUUCGAGAGCAACGAGCGAUCGAUAUUAAGCAAGCAUAGCAUGAAGCAAGGUGCCAAUGGGUGGUCUGGAAUUGAAGCAUAUGGAUCUAUCACAAGGACAUGCGACCUUGAAAUUCCACGCGGACAUGCCACUGUAAAAUGCGGUAUGUCAAUCGACCAUUCUAUGGUUGACAAGUUCUUACUGACUUCCUUUANNGGCAAUUACUUCGAGGUACGGUAUUUUCUCAAUGUCACUGUUGGAGGGUCUCGCACCAGCUUCCACAGAAAAAUGCUAUCUGUUCAGCUACCCAUCAUCGUCAUCCACAUGGUAAGCAAACCAUCAUGGUCGUCCGCACAAGGUCUAAAAUUGCAGCAGAAUUCGUUGGAUGUCCUCCCAAACUCCGUAGCUCAGGUUGCUGCGGCGAUUGAAGAGAAGCGUUCACAUCACCGAAGCCACAAGCGUACAACAUCUCAAGCCUCUGUGCAGGUUGCACAGACCUCGGCAUCCCCAGGGCGAGUGACCGCGACUGCUCUGACACGACCAUCACGUUUGCAAGGUCGAGCCUUCGCAGCACCGAGGCAACAAUCUCUCGAGCGCAUGCGUGCCUCAGCGGUAGAUCUCCGACAUCUCGAAGAAGCCCUAGAACUUUCGCCACGGAAGCAUCAAGUUUCCAAGCAGCCCACCGAGGUCAAGCAACCUCUGCGGAGCAAAUCCGUUGGAAAAGAGAACGCAAGAACAGGUAAUACAAGGAUCGUGUCUCGGCCGGCACGAGAGAUUCACAAANAACCAAGCAACCUGGCCAUGGGCGGCAUCAGUGUGGGAAGCUGCACCAUACACAGCCACAACAACUAUGACAGCAACAGUGCUAGUUCUAGCAACGGCAAUGGCAUGAUGGAGUACAUCACACCUCCGUCAAAGCGCAAGGAGAAGUUUNUUUCGUCACCAGUCAAGAUCGAGGGCAUGGGCGUAGGCUCGGCUCUCAAACACGUCCGCAGUAUCGAUAGCUUCCGCAGCCACAAAUCGGCAACAGACCGAUGGCGAGAUCACUUCGGCAAGGAGAAAGAUGUGCUUCCAAGUCGAGCUCCCCCUGCUCCACCAUCAGGACCACUCAUAGACAAAAGGCCUACGACUCAUCAACAGCAUUCGUCAGUGCCAUUUAUGCUGGGCUCAACAAACCAACCACCACCAAGGCCAAUCAGGAACUCGCUUGAUCAAGAACUCAGAGAGCAGCGUGAUGAGCAUAUGAGGUUACCCGACAAAAGCAGAUUCGAGUUCAAAGCUGUUGGCAAGAAGAGCAGUACCGUUGGACUCAAGAACUGGCUCGGUGAAAGGCUCGGUCGGUCAAAUCGUUAA
This is a messenger RNA of Aureobasidium uvarum, 2763 nucleotides long. The record is from the annotation of a GenBank genome assembly. NCBI's taxonomy places the organism in Eukaryota, Fungi, Ascomycota, Dothideomycetes, Dothideales, Saccotheciaceae.